Molecule: messenger RNA, 648 nt
Organism: Clunio marinus
Lineage: Eukaryota; Metazoa; Arthropoda; Insecta; Diptera; Chironomidae
Source: the annotation of a GenBank genome assembly
AUGGCACACCUGUUCACUGAAGAGUAUAUUUUUUUGAAAUAUCACAAUCAAAUAUUAAAACGUCCUAACCCAAAUUGGCAUUUUGAUUCCAACGAGUUGAAAGCAAUUGUGAUGAUUUAUUACAAGCUUCUGCGUGGAGCUACUAAUGAUAUAAAGACCGAUUUACCCGUCACAUAUUUCCGGGAAGUUUUAUACAAGUCUUUGGGAAUGGUCGAGGAUACAUUGAUGAAGCAUAUUUACUCUGCUUUGGGUUCAAUCACGGACAGCGUACCAUUGAAGCAUUGGAUCAACACAAUGUCGCUCUUCUUGCGAGGUACGUUGGAAGAGAAAAUCAAAUAUUGCUUUGAUGUCUACGAUACUUCAGGGAAAAAUGAGAUUCGAUAUGAAGACAUGGUCACUCUUUUGCGUUCGUGUGUUUUCAAGCAUCGUGAUGAAGAAGUUGAAGAAAUUGUCAAAGAUUUUGCUGACAUCAUUCUCAAAAAGCUUGACUAUGACAAAGAUGGAAUCAUCACAUUCGCUGACUUUAAUGAAACAGUUAAAAAUGAUCCAAUGAUGUUGGAAUGUCUGGGACAAUGUCUUCCUGAUGUUACUCAUGCUAAUGCUUUUCUGACAACAUUUACAGAUAAAUUAAAUACUAGCAUAUUUUAA